Molecule: messenger RNA, 3573 nt
Organism: Lynx canadensis (Canada lynx)
Lineage: Eukaryota; Metazoa; Chordata; Mammalia; Carnivora; Felidae
Biological process (GO): DNA integration; proteolysis
Molecular function (GO): RNA-DNA hybrid ribonuclease activity; nucleic acid binding; aspartic-type endopeptidase activity
Source: RefSeq, a predicted model, not a curated record
UCGGACCCUCUCCCCGAACCCAGGGUAACUCUUAAAGUGGAGGGGACCCCUGUUGACUUCCUUGUCGACACCGGAGCACAACAUUCGGUCCUCCGCACCCCACAAGGAAAGCUAGCCAGGAAGAAGUCCUGGGUACAAGGGGCAACUGGUAUGAGCCAGUAUUCAUGGACUACCCGAAGAACAGUAGAUUUGGGAACCGGCCGGGUAUCCCACUCCUUUAUGGUAAUACCAGAAUGCCCCUACCCGCUGUUAGGACGGGACUUACUGACCAAGAUUGGAGCUCAGAUAACUUUCAGACAAGGGGGGCCUCAGGUCACCGAUGGCAAGGGCCACCCCAUCCAGGUCCUGACCAUGAAACUGGAGGAUGAAUACCUCCACCACCAGGAGGCGCUCCUGAGAGAGAAUAAUAUAGACAGAUGGCUACAAGAAUUCCCCUCGGUUUGGGCAGAGAUGGGGGGGGGGAUGGGACUAGCCGCUCACAGAACCCCAGUCCUGGUAGAGCUCAAGCCAGGAGAGAGUCCGGUAAGGAUCAAACAAUACCCCAUGUCUCAGGAGGCCCGGAAGGGGAUCCAGCCACACAUCCGGAGACUACGAAGCCUAGGGGUACUAGUUCCUUGCCAGUCUGCCUGGAACACCCCCCUACUGCCGGUCAAAAAGCCUCACACAAAUGACUACCGACCGGUACAAGACCUCCGGGAAGUAAAUAAGAGGGUCGCGGACAUAUACCCAACUGUUCACCCAUAUACUCUCUUGAGCUCCUUGGCGCCCUCCAGGGUCUGGUAUACUGUACUAGAUUUAAAGGAUGCCUUCUUCAGUCUGCCGCUGGCACCCCAGAGCCAACCCUUGUUCGCCUUCGAGUGGCAUGAUCCGGAGGAGGGCUACAGUGGGCAACUCACCUGGACACGGCUACCUCAGGGAUUCAAAAAUUCACCCACCAUCUUCGACGAGGCACUACAUGAGGACCUGGGUGAGUAGAGAAGGGAGCACCCUGGCCUCACCCUUCUACAGUACGUAGAUGACAUCCUGAUUGCUGCCGACACGGCCAAAGACUGUGAGCGAGGGACCCAGGACCUGCUGGCUACCGUGGGGGCCUUAGGGUACCGGGCAUCCUCGAAGAAGGCUCAGAUAUGCAGGGAGAGGGUAAGUUACCUGGGAUAUAUCCUGGAGGGCGGACAGUGGCGGUUAUCAGAUGCCAGAAAAGAAACUGUCCUAAAGAUCCCUACUCCCACCUCCCGAAGAGAAGUGAGGGAAUUCCUAGGAUCAGCCGGCUACUGCCGCCUCUGGGUUCCAGGUUUUGCUGAGAUCACCAGGCCCCCAUAUGAAGCUACCAAAGAGGGGAAAACAUUUAAAUGGGCUGAAAAAGAAGAAACUGCCUUUAAUCAGUUAAAAAAGGCCCUCCUAAGUGCCCCAGCCCUGGGCCUACCAGACAUUGCGAAGCCCUUCCACCUCUUUGUAGACGAACAUAAGGGAAUAGCAAAAGGGGUCCUAACUCAAGCCUUAGGCCCCUGGAACCGCCCAGUGGCUUACCUGUCUAAGAAACUAGACCCAGUGGCUGCUGGCUGGCCGCCAUGCCUAAGAAUUAUUGCAGCGACAGCACUCCUAGUCAAGGAUGCAGACAAACUGACCCUGGGACAGGAGAUCUGGAUCAUGACCCCACACGCCAUUGAAGGGGUCCUGAAACAGCCUCCGGAUAGAUGGAUGAGCAAUACACCUAUGACUCAUUACCAGAACCUCCUACUCAACCCUCCACGAGUGCGGUUCCACCCCAGUGCAGCCCUCAAUCCUACAACCCUGCUGCCCAACCCUGACCUAGGUGCUUCACUACAUGACUGUGCAGGAAUCCUGGAACAAGUACAUGGAUUCCGGACGGACCUGACCGACCGGCCCCUCCCCGAUGCCGAGGCUACCUGGUUCACUGAUGGCAGCAGCUUUGUGUGAGACGGACACAGGUAUGCGGGUGCAGUGGUGGUCACUGAAACAGACACCGUAUGGGCGGAGGCUCUACCCUCCGGAACGUCAGCCCAGCGAGCAGAGCUCAUAGCCCUCACCAAGGUGCUGAUGCUGGGAGCUGGAAAACGGCUUAACAUCUAUACAGACAGCCGUUAUGCAUUUGCCACAGCUCAUAUUCAUGGGGCAAUUUAUCAGGAGAGGGGGUUACUGACGGCAGAAGGACGGACUAUAAAAAAUAAGCAGGAGAUACUUAACCUGCCUACGGCCUUAUGGCUUCCUGCCAAGCUAGCCAUCAUCCACUGCCAAGGGCACCAAAAAGCUGAUAACCCAGUAGCUAGAGGUAAUCUAAAGGCUGACCAGACAGCCAAGGCAGUAGCCCUUACUCCAGUCCCCACCAUGACCAUACAACUACCAGACCCAGGAGACCCAAUAAAGGGAUGGUGGUAUACACCUAACAAGGAGCUCGUGCUGCCAGACCAGCUCGGAGUCUCUAUAUUAGAGCACAUGCAUCGGUCUACUCACAUGGGGGCCCGAAAAUUAAAAGACUUAAUCCAACAUGCCGGAAUCAAGAUUCACCAACAGGACACCAAAAUAGAGCAAGUUGUAUCUGCCUGCAAGACCUGCCAACUCACCAACGUGAGAGCCACAUCAAAUAAAAAAGGAACCAGGCUCAGAGGCACCAGACCGGGAGCCCAAUGGGAAGUCGACUUCACUGAAGUCAAACCAGGAAAGUAUGGUUCUAAAUAUCUUUUAGUAUUAGACACCUUCUCUGGCUGGGUGGAGGCAUACCCAACCAAGCAUGAAACGGCUCAGACGGUGGCUAAGAAGCUACUAGAAGACAUCUUACCCAGGUAUGGUUUUCCUGCCAUGGUAGGAUCAGACAACGGACCAGCUUUUAUCUCGCAGGUAACACAGGCAGUAGCCAAGGCGGUGGGGGCAAAUUGCAAAUUACAUUGUGCUUAUACGCCCCACUCAGGACAGGUAGAAAGAAGGAAUAGAACCCUAAAAGAGACCCUUACCAAAUUAACCAUGGAGACUGGUGGGGACUGGGUGACUCUCCUACCAUACGCCCUUUACCGGGUUAGAAACACUCCUUACACUCUGGGUUUUACUCCCUACGAGAUCAUAUUUGGUAGGCCACCCCCUGUUAUUCCCAGCCUUCGAGCUGAACUUAUUGCUGAGUUUAAAGAUCAAGAACUUUUUCUUUCCUUGAGAGGGCUCCAGAGGGCGCACGAGGACAUUUGGCCGCGCCUCCGUGCCAUCUACGAGGCUGGCCCGACCCCGACACCUCAUCACUACAGGCCGGGAGACUGGGUCUACGUCAAGAGGCACCACCGAGAGACCCUCAAGCCGUGCUGGAAGGGACCCUACAUCAUGGUGUUGACAACCCCCACCGCUCUCAAAGUAGACGACAUCGCGACCUGGGUCCAUCACACCCAUGUUCGGCCAGCAGACCCCUCCUCGAUCCGGAAGGACUUCUUCACGCGAUGGGCCAUCAGUCGGGACCAACACAACCCGCUCAAGCUCAAGCUACAGCGCAUUUGACCCACCUAAUAUUGGUAACUCUGUUAACUCUGCUUGUCAUUGCUCAUGCUGCCGGGAGUCCCCACGCCCCCCAAAACA